Messenger RNA from Brenthis ino (lesser marbled fritillary), 2202 nucleotides. NCBI's taxonomy places the organism in Eukaryota, Metazoa, Arthropoda, Insecta, Lepidoptera, Nymphalidae. The record is from the annotation of a GenBank genome assembly.
AUGGGCAAGCAGCAGCAUUGUGGAUCCUUUGAAGAGAUACAAGGUCAGAUUGAGGUAUUGAAUCCAACAAAUUUAGAUGAGGAGCUCGAGGAGCGUGACUCCAUUGAGUUAGAAUUUGCCACUUUAAUAGCUACGGCUCAACAAUUUCAAACUACUCAAGCAAGCAGUUCUAAGUUUAAUAAAUUUCUUAAAGACCGUGCUGACAUUCUUGAAACUUACAACCAUCCAAGGUCAAGCGGUAAUACAAAUAGUGAAUUAAAUAAUUUUAAUAAGAAGAAGCGGGCACAAGCCAACGUUUUCGCUGCCAGAAUAUCGGAGCUGACUGAGACUGUUAAGGGUCACGCUCCCACUUGUGAGGUCUGUAAAGGCACACACCGAAUUUAUGAUUGCGAGAAUUUUAAAAGUAAAACUAUUGAAGAACGACAGGCGCUAGUAACUAAUUUAAGGCUUUGCCGCAACUGCCUCCGUAGGGGUCACGACGUAUAUUACUGUCGCGCGAGAUCUUGUCGCAAAUGUAAAAGGCGUCACAAUUCCUUAAUUUGUAGCAACGGUAAACAAUCAUGCCCUCAGGGCAAUGCUGCACAUGCAAUAGAAAAUGUGUCUCCUCCCGCAGCAGAGCUCACUGUUAACUUAGCUAGAGAUAAUGUCAAUAAGGUUACUCUUCUGUCCACAGCCUUGGUCGAGGCGGUUAAUCCAGUUAAUAAUAAAUCUGAAAUCGUGCGCGUCUUAUUAGACUGCGGCGCGGAGUCUAGCCUCAUAUCAAAGGGGUUGCAAGAUAAAUUAGAUUUACAGUCAACACCGGUGGAGCCUAUUAACUUAAUAGGAAUAGGCAAUGCAACUUCUCACUGUACAAACAAAGUUUGUUCGUUUCAUUUGAAAUCUUUGCACAGUGACUAUGUGGCGAAGUUGACAUGUCCGGUACUACCGGAACUCACAGGUGACAUCCCAAGGUUAUCAAUCAAUACAAACAACCUCAACAUUCCUUCCGAUGUUCAGUUAGCCGAUACAAAUUUUCAUAAAUCGUCACCAAUUGACGUAUUGAUCGGCGCUGAUCUAUUUUGGCACAUCGUAGGAUGCGAACGUCGAUCUUUAGGUUCAAACAAACCUUACCUAAUCAAUUCAGAGUUCGGCUGGAUUCUUUCUGGCCCCAUUUAUAUAGGAACUCGGCCCUCUAACUUAAAUUGCAAUUUCCAAGUUGUAAGUCCUCAAGCAGACAAUCUCGACAAGUUGCUUAUUCGAUUCUGGGAGCUGGAAGAAGCCUCGCCAAAUAAAUUAUUAAGCCCCGAUGAAAAGGCUUGUGAGGAACACUUCCAGGCUCAUACAACUCGAGAUUCCGCAGGCAGAUUUUGCGUGCGCCUACCCCUCAAGGACUCACCUAGCUGCUUGGGAAAUUCGUACAUCACUGCCAGGAAAAGAUUUUUAAACCUGGAGAAACGUUUUAGGGCACAACCCGAGCUCAAGGCUCAAUACAUUAAAUUCAUUAGCGAAUAUAUCAUGUUAGGGCACUGCACAGUCUUAAGCGGACCACGAGUUGUUUUCCACUGCGGAAAAUUCAAAUCUAACGUACCUUCAAUUUUCGAAAGUGCCCUGAUAGACCCACAAGAAAAUUUAACGCUAAGCGAAUCUACUAGCAUUUUAGGAUUGCAAUGGAAGCCUUCCACUGAUACCUUGAAUAUCGUGGUAAGCAUUCCAGAUCAGACAGGUGAUUAUAUAACGAAACGGUUGAUACUUUCACAUUCAUUUAAAAUAUUUGACCCCCUAGGCCUUAUCAGCCCUUGUACAAUCCGACCUAAGGUACUCAUGCAGGAAUUAUGGCGUCGCAGCAUUGGCUGGGACGAACCAGUACCUUGUGACUUGCAGCAAACAUGGGAUGAGUUAAAACAGGACCUGAGCAAGUUAGAGUUCGCUCAGGUUCCCAGGUUAGCCCUUUGCGACUCACCUGUUAGCCUGGAGCUACACUCCUUUUGUGAUGCAUCUGCUACAGCACAUGGUUGUUGUCUCUAUAUGCGGUCCGGCAAUGAUAAUGGACAGGUAGUGGUUAGAUUGCUAUGCGCCAAAUCUAGGGUUAAUCCCAGCAAGCCGACUACGAUUCCUCGUUUGGAAUUGCUUGGAGCGUUACUAGCUGCUCGGCUGUGCCAAAUCUGUUCUCGAGUCCCUUCGGUUGCAAGAUUUCACGCUGUGUCCAUUGGAGCGAUUCUAGCG